Erinaceus europaeus (western European hedgehog) is the source of this 791-nucleotide messenger RNA. RefSeq names its product synuclein gamma (gene SNCG). Gene Ontology annotation, cellular component: cytoplasm; axon terminus; neuronal cell body. The record is from RefSeq and is a predicted model, not a curated record. The coding region runs from base 110 to 493 and encodes 127 amino acids. The transcript is spliced from 5 exons. Gene Ontology annotation, molecular function: cuprous ion binding. Gene Ontology annotation, biological process: chemical synaptic transmission; synapse organization; synaptic vesicle endocytosis. NCBI's taxonomy places the organism in Eukaryota, Metazoa, Chordata, Mammalia, Eulipotyphla, Erinaceidae.
UAAGAGGCAGCAGCGGAGGCAGCAGUGGGGACAGCGGCUGCGGCAGCACUCGUGCCAGCUCCAGCCACAGCUCACAGGGAGAUUCAGGCUCCCGUUCCUGCCCACUACCAUGGAUGUCUUCAAGAAGGGUUUCUCCAUCGCCAAGGAGGGCGUGGUGGGCGCUGUGGAGAAGACCAAGCAGGGGGUGACAGAGGCAGCUGAGAAGACCAAGGAGGGGGUCAUGUAUGUGGGAGCUAAGACCAAGGAAGGAGUCGUCCAGAGCGUGACCUCAGUGGCCGAGAAGACGAAGGAGCAGGCCAACGCCGUCAGCGAGGCAGUGGUCAACAGUGUCAACACUGUGGCCACCAAGACUGUGGAGGAGGCGGAGAACAUUGUGGUGACUGCUGGGGUUGUACGAAAGGAAGAGUUGGAGCAACCUGCCCCUCCACAGGAGCAUGAAGCAGCCCAAGUGGAAGAGGAAGUGGCUGUGGAGGUCAAGAGCAGGGGAGUCUGAAGGACUGUAAGUCAACCACGGAAGCCCCAAAGAACUUACCCCUCAUCCUUGGACCCCAGCCCCUCCUGGCACAAGGAGUGCCUGAGCCUGGAGUGUGAGCUUCGGAGCUCCCACUGCCCCUGCACCCAUACUUACUGCCCACAGGCCUGCCCAUCCAUGCUGUCACCACCUUCACCUAUACUUCUUCCUCACUGCCCCUUUCUGCCCCUCUAGUCCUUCUGACCCUACAAAUGCUGCUUGAAUUUAUUUAUUUAUUUAUUUUUUAUGAUUCCAAAUAAAACUCAAGUCCUUAAGCCUA